AUGGAUCCCUCCGAAGAGAAUUCCGAAAAACCGAAGAAAAAAUUUCGUGAGAUAGUUAAAAAAUAUUUGGUAGAAUCUGAUUCUGGAAGUGAGGAGUUACUUGGGACCUCUUUAUCGUCUAGACAUAAUUAUAAUUUUCAAUGGAGCAAUGAAGUGAUUUUUUCUCCAAAAAUUGCGGAUUCAAAUCCUUCGACUCCACAUUAUGAUCUCUCUGAUGAGGAGUUCAUUGAUGAAUACCUAGAAAAUUUUAACAAAAUUCCAUUUCUUGACCGAUGUGUACAUGAUUCAGAUGGUGCUCAUUCAGAUGAGGAUGAUUCUGAUGCCUUGAGUGAGGUUUCGGAUGAAUCAAGUUACUCAGAAGUUAGCAGUGCCUCCAAAUAUCGGUAUACCAAACGAAUUAGAUCUCGAAAUAGAUCGGAAUCUCCUGGAAGACGCUGGAGAGUUACUAAUCCCUCCCCUGGUGCCCUUGUUUGGGCUCUCCUUCCAGCUCAGUACGGUACCCCGUGGUGGCCCGCAGUUGUAAUCGAUAAAACUCCUUUCCUCAUGAAAACAAAGAGGGGACAUGAUGUUGUGGCUUAUCGGAUUUUACUCAUAUGUCCUCCAAACCACCUUGCAUUUAAUGGAUCAUUCUAUGUUAAAGAUAGAAAUUUGCGUGGUCUCAAGACUAAACAAGAUUUCGAUGACUUCAUGAAAGCUUCUAUCAGUUUAUCCCACAAGCAGUUGUAUCGCAUUUCCCAAUUUCAAAUUCCUAUCCUCCAGGAACCCUAUUGGAAUAGGGCGAGGAAAAUAUAUUUUCUUGUGGAACAGUUGACCGCCUCAUCUCUUGCUGAACGAAUGCUUCAGCUAGGAUUGUCGCUUCCAGAAUAUCAGAAAAUCUGGGAGGAAGAGGAUGCGAAACGAACAGAGAUUCUUAUUCCUCUUGAAAAUGUCUCACAGAGGACUGAAAUUGCCCGAAUCAGAACUUUUAGCGGACAUCAGAUCACUACUCUUCCACGAGAUGGACAUGCAUAUGAAGAUCUACUCCAUGUAUUUGCUGGGCGCCCAUCAGCAAUGUACAUAUGUUCUGAGUGCUUCGAACCUGGUUGGUAUGAAAAGAAGCAAUCCAAACGUGAUGACGCUGGUGAUGAGAACGACCAACCUCAAUCCAUCACCGAGAGCAACAAUAAUGCCAGUGACAACAAAGAUCUUAAAAGUUCUGGCCCCUUGACAAAUGAUCACGUCAAAACCUACUCAAAGACGCAGGCAACUAUGGCAAGAUCUCUUGCAAAAUCCGACCUUAGUCUCUGCAAUAGGCCGCUUGUUAAGUGCUCAAAUAAUUGCCCUCGGUUCAUUCAUGAGUCCUGUCUCUUGCAGAAUGAGUCGGGUGAGGAUGUGUUGUGCCGAUUUUGCACCGCACGAGUUAAUCAAUGUUCCCACUGCCUCGAGGUGGAGCCAAUUGCCAAUGGUAAAAAUGACAACACUAUCCUGGGCAUCUGCUCACGCAGUACGUGCUUCAGACGCUUACAUCGAAAUACUUGUCUUCGACUACCGAUGUACGAGUAUCUGGUUCGGGAAGGUCGCCGAGAUGAGUUCAUUUGUCCUGCACAUUCAUGCCUGACGUGUUAUGUGGAAAACCGUGGAAUAUGGUCGUAUGCAACGAGAUUUUUCAUCUCAUGCGCUCUCUGUCCAUCGGUUUAUCACUCAGAUGAGUGGUGUAUUCCGGCUGGAUCUAUUUGGCUUUCCCGCUACUGGAUUAUUUGCCCUCGACAUGCACUGGCUCGUCCACCCAAGAGCUUGCUUAAGAUAACAUCUUCCCAACACGGGACACCUGACAGUGCCGCUGCAGAGAAUGAACACAAAGGGCUCAAUCUUUAUGAACAUUCGGCUCUUCGAAAAGUCCUCGUUUCUGAUGCGGAGUUGUCCAUCCUUAAGUUCUUCCUCCGUCCUGCUAACACUGCUUGGUGCGUUAUAUGUGGCAAAGAGGGGGAACUUGUUUGUUGCGAAGGUUGUCCGAAUGCUUUUCAUGAAGAUUGCCUUAGUGAAUCGGUUGGCGAGCAACAGUCCUCUGUUCCACACUUUGAUCUCUUUAUCUCCCUAUCACAUCUACCAUAUCUUUGGAAGAGACUAGGAAGAUCUGGUGUCUAG
Rodentolepis nana is the source of this 2124-nucleotide messenger RNA. NCBI's taxonomy places the organism in Eukaryota, Metazoa, Platyhelminthes, Cestoda, Cyclophyllidea, Hymenolepididae. The record is from the annotation of a GenBank genome assembly.